GAGAGAGGCAGAGAGUAAGUGGUGAGCGUCAGGCUUUUUUGGCAGGGUCAACCAGUGGGAGGGCCCAUUGUGAUGCAACGUUGCAUAAAUAAUGCCACGGGGCUUCUAAAUGCUCCGUUGCCAUGGGGACCUUUGUGCCUCAGUGCACCCUGUGUGUGUGUGUGUGUGUGUGUGUGUGUGUGUGUGUGUGUGUGUGUGUGUGUGUGUGUGUGUGUGUGUGUGUGUGUGUGUGUGUGUGUGUGUUGCAUGUCCCCCAAGGAGGUAGAGAGAAAGAGGCGCUGAGUUGCAGUCAGCUCAAGUGACACUUGUAGUCUCUCUCUCUCUCUCUCUCUAGCUCUCUCUCCCUCUCACUCUCUCUCUCUCUCUCCCCCCCCUCUCUCUCUCUCUCUCUCUCUUGCUCUCCUCGCUCUGUGUGAGUCGGGACAGACGAGUGUUUGGAGGAAGGAGAGGGAACAUUGUUGUUGCUUUUUGACUGGAGAGGAGAGAAGAAGAAGAGCGGGAUAGUGUUAGACUGUGUCCAUGUUCAGUAUGGUCCAUGUGAAGGAGUUGCAGUUUGAACGUCUGACCAGGGAGCUGGAAGCCGAACGACAGAUUGUAGCCAGUCAGCUGGAGAGAUGCAAGCUUGGCUCUGAGACUGGAAGCAUGACAAGCAUCAGUUCAGCAGAUGAGAAAUUUCGCUGGAACAACCAAGAUGGACAGAAGGACAUCGAGGAGGAGCUGACCACAGGCCUGGAGCUGGUCGACUCCUGCAUCCGCUCGCUUCAGGAAUCAGGCAUCUUAGACUCACAGGACACUUCAGGAGACAGACAAGGACUUCUGUCGCAGAGUGCUCUCCAGCUCAACAACCAGGAUGCCUAUGCAGCAGCAGGUUACCAUAGUAACCAAGGGCUGGCACUCGGGGAGUCGGUCACUGGCCGCGCCGGGCAUGUUGGAGGAGCUGUUCACAUCUACAACCAGGUGACAUCCAGCCGGGCAGCUGCCCACUUAGCAGGCACAGACUCCCCCUCCCAGUCCCAGAGAGACUCGUUUGCCCAGCAGGCCCACGGCAGCGCCUUCCACAUGCCCUCUGAUGGCGGACCUGCACCUGCUGGUCCAUCCAUGUAUUACUCGUGUGCCACUUUGCCCGCCCAGCGGGUGAGCUCCCCCCUGCAGGCGCUGGGAUCCCCGACCAAGCUGCAGCGCCUGGGAUCAGCCUCAUCCGACAUGCCCAGCUACGCCACGCUCCAGAGGGUGUCUUCACCCAAACAGUCGCCCAGCCGACUCGCCAAGUCCUACAGCACCUCAUCGCCCAUCAACAUGGUCGCCGCCGGCUCCUCCUCCCCUCUCCCCAUGACAGCCUCCCCGGGGGGGAACCACCUUUCGUCGCCCAUCCACCAGCUGAGCUCGGUGGUGGGCAGCUACGCCACCCUGUCGCCCACCAAGAGGAUGCUGCAUCACAUCGGAGGGGAGAGCUACAAGAUCUCCCACGAGCUGUACGCCAACGCUACCCUGCAGAGGCCCGGGAGCCUGGCAGGUCGAGGCUCCAGAGGUUCCUACAGCAGCCAGCACAGCCACCUGGGCUCCGAGCUCCGACCCCUGCAGUCCCCUGAACACCACAUCGACCCCAUCUACGAGGACCGAGUCUACACCAAACCCAACCUGAGAGGACAAGUGGUGAACCAGUUGUACCAAGAGGUGCUCAACUAUCUGCUCUUUCCCUACGCUCCUCUCCCUGCUUUAGCCCCGCCCUCCCCCGGUGUCGACCCAAUCCCCUUGCAGCGAACAGGAAGCCAGAGCGCCACCGCCACCUUUCAGAGAGGGAGCUUUGCCACGGGAAGCGGAGCGGCCGACUAUGCCAACCCAUACCGCACUCUGCAGUUCUGCCCGUCCACCGAGUCGCCCUACAGCAAGUCGGGCCCCACCCUCCCCCCCGAGGCCGCCCUGGGCCGGUCUCCAUCAGUGGACAGCAUCCAGAAGGACCCAAGGUACGACCCAGAAUUCCUUGUGUGGAAUCAAAAUCAAGCCGAGCAAAGAAUGACAAAGGAGUUCGGCUGGAGGGAUCCAGAGCUGCCUGAGGUGAUCCAGAUGUUGCAGCAUCAGUUUCCAUCAGUCCAGUCUAACGCUGCUGCCUACCUCCAGCACCUCUGCUUCGGAGACAACAAGAUCAAAUCUGAGAUCCGGCGGCAGGGUGGUAUCCAGCUGCUGGUGGACUUGUUGGACCACCGGAUGACCGACGUGCACCGCAGCGCCUGCGGAGCCCUGAGGAACCUGGUCUAUGGAAAAGCCAACGACGACAACAAGAUCGCCCUGAAGAACUGCGGAGGCAUACCGGCUCUGGUCCGACUGCUGAGGAAGACCACAGAUGUAGAGAUCCGAGAGCUGCUCACAGGUGUACUGUGGAACCUGUCAUCAUGUGACGCCCUGAAGAUGCCCAUCAUCCAGGAUGCUCUGGCUGUGCUGACCAAUGCUGUGAUCAUUCCGCACUCGGGCUGGGACACCUCCCCUCAUACACAGGAGGACCGCAAGCUCCACCUACACUCCUCCCAGGUUCUCCGCAAUGCCACGGGCUGCCUGCGGAAUGUGAGUUCAGCAGGCGAGGAGGCUCGGCGAAGGAUGAGGGAGUGUGAGGGCCUGACAGACGCUCUGCUCUACGUCAUCCAGACCGCCCUGGGGAGCAGUGAGAUUGACAGCAAGACUGUAGAGAACUGCGUGUGCAUCCUGAGGAACUUGUCGUACCGUCUGGCUGCAGAGACGUCUCACAGCCAGCAGGGGGGGUCGGAGGAGCUGGACGGUCUCUUAUGUGACACCGGCGGGAAGGACGCAGAGAGUUCUGGCUGCUGGGGCAAGAAGAAGAAGAAAAAGAAGGGACAUGACCAGUGGGAUGGCGUCGGCCCGUUUCCAGACUUGGCAGAGCCCCCGAAAGGCAUCCAGAUGUUGUGGCACCCCACCAUCGUCAAGCCUUACCUCACUCUGCUGUCUGAGUGCUCCAACCCAGACACCCUGGAGGGAGCAGCUGGGGCUCUGCAGAACCUGGCUGCUGGCAGCUGGAAGUGGUCGGUGUAUAUUCGUGCUGCUGUGCGUAAAGAGAAAGGUCUCCCUAUCCUGGUGGAGCUGCUGAGGAUAGACAACGACCGCGUGGUUUGUGCCGUGGCCACUGCGCUGAGAAACAUGGCUCUGGACGUCAGGAACAAGGAGCUCAUCGGUAAAUAUGCCAUGAGGGACCUGGUGCACCGUUUGCCCGGAGGAAGCAACAACAACAACACCAGCGGUGGGGGCAGCGGAGGCAGCAACGCCAGCAUCCUGAUGGGGAAGACCAUGUCAGACGACACUAUCACGGCGAUCUGCUGUGCGCUGCACGAGGUCAUCACCAAGAACAUGGAGAACACCAAGGCCCUGAGGGACGCCGGGGGAAUCGAGAAGCUUAUUGGUGUGGCCCGCAGCAAAGGAGACAAAAUUCCCAGACAUAGUCCGAAGGUGGUGAAAGCAGCGUCUCAAGUGUUGAACAGCAUGUGGCAGUACAGAGACCUGCGCAGCCUCUACAAGAAGGAUGGAUACUCCCAGUACCAUUUUGUGGGCUCGUCCUCGACAAUAGAGAGAGACAGACAGCGACCUUAUUCCUCCUCUCGCACGCCGUCCAUCUCUCCCGUACGGACCUCACCCAACAAUCGAUCAGCGAGCGCCCCUGCUUCCCCAAGAGAGAUGAUGGCGUUGAAGGAGAGGAAGGCAGACUAUGAGUCGACUGGCAAUGCCAGUUACCAUGGCAGCAAGGGCGAACACACAUCCCGGAAGGACGGCAUGGCAGGUCAAAUGUCCACUGGUUCCUCCACGCUACUCAGAGGAGCUUACGUGUCGCCCACUGACGACCUCAAGUACAAUCAGAUCUCUUCUCAAGGCCUUCCGUCAGAGCCCUACCCUCCUUUCCAGAACCCUCCACCUACCGACAGCAGCUACGAGGACCAGGCUUUCUACGAGAAUCAGGUCCACGCGGGAGGGCGCCCCCCGCAGGGUGACCUCAAUAUGCACCUGCAGGGCCUCAAGUCCACCGGCAACUAUGUAGACUUCUACUCAGCCUCACGGCCCUACAGCGAGCUCAACUACGAGACCAGCCACUAUCCAGCCUCACCAGACUCCUGGGUCUGAGAGGAGACGAGGGCAGGGGUGAGGAGGAGGAGGAGGAUGAAGGAGAACAAAAUAGUAAAGGGAGAAGAUGAGAGGACAGUUCCCCUCCCUCCUCAUCCUCCCCUGUAGUUACUGAGUAGCAUCAUAGGUAGCAGGACGACGGAGGGGGAGGAUGAAGCAUGAAAGAAGAGACCUGAGGAGAAAAUCUAAGACAUUCACUCGUCUGAGGGAGGAGCGGGGGGGGACCAGGAGUAGACAUGCAUGUGCAUGCACACCACCAACAACAGCGACGGACACAUUUUCUUUCUGUGUUUAGUUUGUGACCUCCUGCACCUGAAGGAAAGAGGGACGGACCCGCUGAAGAGAACAUGGAGGACAGGAAGAAGAAGAAGUGGGACAUACGGAGAGGAAGAAGGACAGUGAAAGAGAAAGAUGGUACCGGGGUGGAAGGGUUUUGGAUUUAGGGUGGAGAAACGUGUACAUAUGUGGUGUAGUAACAUGGCUUUUUAGUAAUGUGAAGCACAAGAAGCAGAGCUGUAGGACAUGUAGGACGUCUGUCACACAAACUUUACUUUCUCUCUUUGGCUUCAGCUUGAUGUUUCCUCCUCUGGACGAAGAACGCGUCAGGACUUUGUCAUUUGUAACAGGUUUUAUUUUUCUUUCUACUUUUUUAAUUCUGGAUUCCUGUUGUAUAGUAUUUGAUGUACACUGUACAUUUCCUGGGAUGCAUUGUGUACUGUACAUUGCACUAUUUUUUGUGUCAUGUCAGGACUUUCAAGCUCACCGACUUUCCUGCUUUUACACACACAAACACACACCAUAGCUGCACUCAGACGUUUGAAACUCACAUCUCAGCUAGAGGCGGAUGCUAACGUGUCGCUAAUGUGAAAUGGGUGUGGAGAAAUUAAUUGUGGUAGGUCACGGUGCUCCUUAUACUGCCCUACAGAUGGUGUACACUGACCAGACCAAGCUCUCUUUCCUCAUUAACUCCUCAAAAAAGCCCCUUUUCUUUCCCAUGAGCCCCUCUGUUGACUGAACUCAUUGUGUAUAUAACCGUGCCAAACGAGGGUGACUUCCCCUCAGCUGAUUAAGGCAGGGAGGGAGGUAAAGGGGGGCGUGUUCAAGGGUCCAAAUUCAGCCGAGGCUUUAGACUAAACAUCCUUACAGUUCUAACGAUGCCAGUUUGUAAAUGCUUUGGUUUUUCUAAACUGUGUUUUACUGGGAUGAAAACUGUCUUACUGCACCGAGGACUGUGGGGAGAAAACAAAAAGAAAAACUGGAAUAAAAAAAGGAACAAAAACAAAAAAAACACAGAGGAACGGAGACAGCGGGCGGAGCUCCACGUCCUCCAAAGUUGUACAAAAUUAGUUGAUUUCUGUGUUGUAAAAUAAUCAAUGUUUGAAGAAAAAAAAAAAUCUUUUCUGAGAGAUGGGCGGCAAUUCUAACUUCAUGGUAGACAAAACUGUUAAUAGAGUACGGAUAUAUAUUAUAUAAUAAAUAUAAAAAUAUACUUUUUAUGUGCAGGUUGUGGAUGUCACUUAUAGCAGCAACAUUAUGGAAAAAGACUUGUAAAGAAAACAGCUACAUGUAGGAAUUCUGUUCACGUUUCAUUUCCUGGUCAACACACUAAUCUGUGGACUUUGUGUAGUAAUGUUGUUGCUAUGUGGAGUAGAGUAGACCAGGGCCCCGGGGAUCCACGUUGUCACUUAGGCCGUUUCAAAAGGUGCUACAUCCGUGAGAAGUAUUUCCAACAUGUCUGUAUUUUAACUGUGCACAAACUGUUUGUUUCCCUCUGCAGCCCAAACAAAUGAUUGCCCAUGGGACGUCCCACCUGAGCGUCCUAAACCACAUUAGAGACAACCGUGCCCCCAUGCAUGAAAACCCCCCUCACUUCAGAUCAAUUGGUCACGUUAAAGCUGAACAGCUCAAACCAAGAACGCACAAGUAUUUGUUGUCAGUAAAUCAGGAAGUACACGUUUUUAAUAUGAGAAAGGCUGACAACAGACCCUGGUUCUCCCGCCCUGUGCUGUUUGAGAAGUCCUAAAGGUCAUCAUGGAAAAUGACUGCUGUCCCUAAACACACGCACACACACACAAACACACAAACAAACAAACAAACAAACACUGGAUGAUGAAAAGCUGAACUGCUGUAUUUGUUAGUGAGCAUUUGGAAACUGACAAUGUCAUGUAUGUCCUUGUGAUCCUUAGGCAGAAAAAAAAACUGACUAUAAGACGUAUAUGGAGAUAAAACGUCGGUGACCUUUUUGUUGCUAGACCAAAUGUGUUUUCAAAAGAGAAUUGUGAAUCUUUCUAUUGCCUCAAACAGAUUGCAACUGCUCCAAAAAAAUAUAAACAGACCAUCGAAGAA
Labrus mixtus (cuckoo wrasse) is the source of this 6465-nucleotide messenger RNA. It is a transcript of the gene ctnnd2b, whose product is annotated as catenin (cadherin-associated protein), delta 2b. NCBI's taxonomy places the organism in Eukaryota, Metazoa, Chordata, Actinopteri, Labriformes, Labridae. Gene Ontology annotation, cellular component: nucleus; cytoplasm; adherens junction. Gene Ontology annotation, molecular function: cadherin binding. The transcript has 24 exons. Gene Ontology annotation, biological process: cell-cell junction assembly; cell-cell adhesion; dendritic spine morphogenesis. The coding region runs from base 520 to 4119 and encodes 1199 amino acids. The record is from RefSeq and is a predicted model, not a curated record.